GUCGCAUGGAGACUCAAAGCGGGUUCGAUGCCAUGGCAUAUGUGCAGGAGUGGGAUGCUCCUUUCGUGCUGGUUGAGGAUUCCCAGCCACCGUUCCAGAGCAAAGCUUCGGAGCCUCUAGAGCCAGCUGUGGAGCCCAAAGCUACUGAAGAAGCUGUCACAAACCAGCCCGAAACAGUUCCGCCAGAGCUAGCCAAGUCGACGAUGAGUGUGCUGGAUCUCAAAUCUACUGAGGAAGCUGUCGCAAACCAGCCCGAAACAGUUCCGCAAGCCCUGCCAGAGCUAGCCAAAUCCAUGAGUCUUAAGGCCACAGAAGAAAGCAUCUCGAACCAGGCAGUUGUGGAGCCCGAGAGCGACCCAUCCACAGCCAAGCGAGCUGUGCAAACAGCCCCCGAAGCUUUGCCGAAGAAGCCUAGGCGCGUGGAGCCCGAACCUUCUGAGGAAGCCUCAGCCAAGGAGCCCGAAACUUCCCCCAAAGCUUCGGCGAAGAAGUCUAGGUGUGUGGGGCCCGAACCUGCCGAGGAAGCCCCAGCCAAGGAGCCCGAAACUUCCCCCAAAGCUCUCCCAGACCCACCCGUGACCAAGCUGCCAGCACUGACUCGGGGGACCCCCCUUCUUCUGUCGGAGUCUUUGAAGUCCAAAGCAGAGGCGUACCAAGAGGUCCAAGCCCAGGUGAUCACGACCAAGGAAGACCAGGAUACGAUGAUGGAGGAAACGGGCCGAGGGCGCGGCGCGGGCCGUGGCCGUGGAGGUCGUGGCCGUGGAGGGGGAGGAACUGGAAAGACUGCGCAGCCGGAGGAGCCGAAAACAAAGGAGCAGCCAGAGACUGCACAGCCGGAUAAGCCGAAAACAAAGGAGCAGCCAAAGACUGCAGAGCCGGAGGAGCCGAAAACAAAGGAGGCGCCGCCUGUGAACGGGGAGCGGCCGAAGAAGAAGGCAAAGGUUGCAGAGGGCAAGGCAACGAAGGAUCAAAAGGCAGUGGAGACCCCGAGUGCCAAGAAGAAGCCUGCAAAGGAUUCGGCAGCCAAUGCAUCAUCGGCAAUCGUGCCCGCAGCUCCCACCACAUCCAGUCCUCCAGUUCCUGGUGAGCCAUCAGCGGCAUCUGCUGCCGUGGUUGCAUCGGGGAAUCCAAGCAAGCGCAGCAAGAAGGAAUCCAAGAGUGACAGAUCGAGAGAUGGUGUGUCCAAGUUCGCUCAUGUAGAACUGAGUAUCUACUGGACUAAGCAUACGGUGGGCCUCAAGCCGAAAGCUGGAUCCCACAAAGGGAAACAGGUUAUCUCUGUGGCCAACAAGAAGGCAACCUUGGCCCAGAACAUCAAGUAUGCUGUGAUGAUGGCCAGCUUCUCAGGAGCUGCUGUCCUCGAAGCCAGUGCGGGUGAGAUGACUCCAGAAGUCAAGGCCAAUUUGGAUCAGAUGAAGAUGGAUUUCCUUGGCAUGGAUGAUGUAGCCAUUUCUAAGUUUUAG
Messenger RNA from Symbiodinium sp. CCMP2456, 1463 nucleotides. The record is from the annotation of a GenBank genome assembly. Lineage: Eukaryota; Dinophyceae; Suessiales; Symbiodiniaceae.